UUUUCUUGACAUAUGUAACACGGUACCGUCUCCAUACCUGUAUGUGGACUGUCACUUUCUCUGCUUCCCCUCUCUCUCCCUCUCAAGUUUUCUUUGCCCCAAAAUCCGAAAACUGUCAGGAAAAAUCUCAAAAUCAACUCACAAACCGCAGAUAAACAGACACUGUAGAGUAGGCGUUUAUGGCGGAAGGUAGGCGCUACCCUUUGGGUAACCAUCUAGAUAUUGAGCAAAUACUCGUAGAAGCACAGCAUAGAUGGCUACGGCCUGCUGAAAUUUGUGAAAUUCUUCGCAAUUAUAAUAAAUUUCGUAUUGCACCUGAGCCUCCAAAUAUGCCAACAAGUGGUUCACUUUUCCUCUUCGACCGCAAGGUGCUGAGAUACUUCAGAAAAGAUGGCCUUAACUGGAGGAAGAAAAAAGAUGGGAAGACAGUAAAAGAAGCUCAUGAGAGGCUCAAGUCUGGAAGUGUUGAUGUGCUGCAUUGCUACUAUGCACACGGAGAAGACAAUGAAAAUUUUCAAAGACGUAGUUAUUGGAUGCUUGAAGAGGAACUUUCUCACAUAGUACUUGUCCACUACCGGGAAGUAAAGGGUAGCAGGACAAAUUUUAACCGUAUUAAAGAAUAUGAAAAUGCUAUGACAUGUGCCCAAGAAAUUGAAGAAACAACUCUUCAUUCUGAAAUGGACACUUCUGUUUCUUCCAAUUUCCGUCAUGAUAGUCACCAGGCGCCUGCACAAACAACAGAUACAAUAAGCAUGAAUAGCGCUCAAGCAUCAGAAUAUGAGGAUGCCGAAUCAGUAUAUAAUCAACAAGCGAGUUCUGGGUUUCACUCUUUUCUUGAGGUACAGCAGCCUGAAACGGAGAAGACUGAUGCUGGCCAUGAUCAUGUGUCAUUUUCAAGUACUUAUCAAGAGAAUUUUUUAGCUGUUCCUGGAAUGGACUUUGUCUCACUUUCCCAGAUGGGUAAAGUUGGAGAAACUAAUGGUGCUGGGUUAGCGUAUCAACAACAAAAACAUUUUGACCUACCCUCAUGGGAGCGUGUAUUAGAAAAUUGUACUCCUGGAAUUGAAUCUGUGUCACAAGCUGAUACUACAAGAGCCACCGCUAAACAAGAAGAUGAAACACUGAGGCAACUUCUUGCCAAUGGCUUUGAUAAGGAGGAGUUGGGGAAUCAUUUACCAGUCCAGAAAGACUGUCAGACUUUUGAAGGUGCAUAUCUCUCAAAGUGGGCCACGGAUCAGAAGUCAUAUCCAGACUCAACACAUGAUCCCACUGCUAGCUUUAAUGAACAGGAAGUUGUUAGUGAUGAUCUAAGUAACACACUUGCACUUUUCCAAAAACGGGGAAGUGAUCAUCCUGUACAAAAUGAUGUUCAGGUUAAGCAUUCAAAUACAGAGAACAGUAUGAGCUUGGAAGGAAAAUCUGUCUACUCUUCUGCCAUGAAGCAGCACUUGUUAGAUCGUUCGGUGUCUGAAGAAGGUCUGAAGAAACUUGAUAGUUUCAACCGAUGGAUGAGCAAGGAACUUGGAGAUGUAAAGGAGUCAUGCAUGCAGUCCAGUUCAGGGGCCUACUGGGAUACAGUUGAAAGUGAAAAUGGGAUUGAUGAUCCCAAAAUUCCUUCUCAAGUGCAUUUGGAUACCUUUGUGUUGGGUCCUUCCCUUUCCCAGGAACAACUCUUUAGCAUCAUUGAUUUUUCACCCAAUUGGGCAUAUGCCUUCUCAGAGAUAAAGGUCCUGAUCACGGGAAGAUUCUUGAAGAGUCGAGAAGAAGCAGAAACUUGUAAAUGGUCAUGUAUGUUUGGGGAAGUUGAAGUUCAAGCUGAGGUUAUAGCUGAUGGUGUUCUUCGUUGCCAGGCUCCUUCAAAUAAGGCGGGUAUGGUCCCUUUCUAUGUUACAUGUUCAGAUAGGGUAGCUUGUAGUGAGGUUCGUGAAUUUGAAUAUCGGCCCAGCCAUAACCAAGAUGUGAAUAUUACUGCUAGUUAUAGCAGCAGCAUGUGCACAGAUCUUCACAUGCGGUUUGGAAAAUUAUUGUCUCUGAGCUUUGGCCCCCUUCCAAAAUGCACAGCCAAUAACAUAGAUGAAAAUUCCCAAUUGAGCAAUAAACUUAGUUCAUUUCUGAAAGUGGAUAGAAAUGAAUGGGAUCAAAUGUUACAGCACAAUUCAGAAGCAGGAUUUUCCUCUGAGAAGGUAAAGGAGGAACUUCUUCAAAAGCUACUCAAAGACAGGUUAUAUGUUUGGCUCUUGCAGAAGGCAGCUGAAGGUGGAAAAGGCCCUAGUGUAUUAGAUGAAGGUGGCCAGGGAGUGCUCCAUUUUGCAGCUGCUUUUGGCUAUGACUGGGCCCUCGAACCCACAAUAAUUGCAGGUGUAAAUGUCAAUUUCCGGGAUGAGAAUGGAUGGACUGCACUUCACUGGGCAGCAUCUUGUGGCAGAGAGCGCACAGUUGUGUCCCUCGUCCUUCUUGGUGCUGCUCCUGGAGCAUUAACAUAUCCAACUCCUGAAUAUCGUCAGGGCAGGACACCUGCUGACCUAGCCUCUGCUAAUGGGCACAAAGGAAUUGCUGGUUAUCUUGCAGAAUCUGCUUUGAGUGCCCAACUUUCUUCUCUUAAUCUGGAUAAGCGGGAUAGUGAUGGUGCUGGAAUUUCUGGGGCAAAAGCAGUACAGAUAGUCCCGGAGCAUAGUACAUCUGCAAUCAAUAGUGUGGACUUACCAUAUGGUCUGUCUCUAAAGGAUUCAUUGGCUGCUGUUUGUAAUGCUACUCAAACUGCUGCUCGUAUUCACCAAGUCUUCAGGGUACAGUCCUUUCAAAAGAAGCAGUUAAAAGAGUUUGGUGAUGAUAAAUCUGGAGUGUCGCAUGAGCGUGCUCUUUCACUUAUUGCGGUAAAAGCGCUCAAGCCAGGACGACAUGAUGAACCAGUGCAUGCUGCUGCAAUUAGGAUUCAAAACAAGUUCCGUAGUUGGAAGGGGAGAAAAGAAUUUUUAAUUAUUCGCCAGCGAAUAGUUAAAAUUCAGGCGCACGUAAGAGGUCAUCAGGUCAGGAAAAACUAUAAAAAAAUAAUAUGGUCUGUAGGAAUUGUGGAGAAAGUCAUCUUGCGAUGGAGAAGAAAAAGAAGUGGUUUGCGUGGAUUCAAAUCUGAAGCACUUAUUGAGGGGCCCAGCAAACAUGAUACAUCCUCAAAAGAGGAUGACUAUGAUUUCUUUAAAGAAGGCAGAAUGCAAACAGAAGCAAGAUCACGGAUAGCCCUUGCAAGGGUGAAAUCCAUGCACCAGUAUCCAGAGGCAAGAGAUCAAUAUCGCAGGCUGCUAAAUGUUGUCACUGAGAUCCAAGAGACCAAGAUUUUGUCUGACCGCAUUAACAAUUCUGAAGCAACAGCGGAGUUUGAUGACCUGAUUGAUCUUGAUGCAUUGUUGGAUGAUGACACUUUCAUGCCUACAGCUUCCUGAGGCAAUAUCUGGUUAAUGUUCUCCUCUUUGGCUCUGCGACAAUUCAUUUGUAAAUGUCCCCUUUGCUGCUUAUAAUUGUUACUUGCUAAAAGGGGAUUUAAUAGUUGAACCAAUGGAAGCAAUUGAAGCCAUAUUCACAAUUUACUUACUGCCAACGUGUAAUCAACAUAGGAAUGAAUGUAAAUUGCUGAACUUCAAUGUGUCAUUAUGGGUAGUUGGCAUUGCUCCUUCCUAACAUCUUAGUCUUUAUAAUCUAAUAUCAACCUACAGAUUAAUAAUUUA
Messenger RNA from Jatropha curcas, 3719 nucleotides. RefSeq names its product signal responsive 1 (gene SR1). Lineage: Eukaryota; Viridiplantae; Streptophyta; Magnoliopsida; Malpighiales; Euphorbiaceae. Gene Ontology annotation, molecular function: transcription coregulator activity; protein binding; double-stranded DNA binding. Gene Ontology annotation, cellular component: nucleus. The record is from RefSeq and is a predicted model, not a curated record. Gene Ontology annotation, biological process: regulation of transcription by RNA polymerase II.